This is a messenger RNA of Paraphaeosphaeria sporulosa, 573 nucleotides long. RefSeq lists its product as uncharacterized. Lineage: Eukaryota; Fungi; Ascomycota; Dothideomycetes; Pleosporales; Didymosphaeriaceae. The coding region runs from base 1 to 573 and encodes 190 amino acids. The transcript has a single exon. The record is from RefSeq and is a predicted model, not a curated record.
AUGAAGGAGGAAUUGGCACAGGAGCUUGCUCGUCAGAACAAAGAUCAAAUUGCAUCUCGCGGUGGUAUCUCGAAUACCCUAGAAGAAAUAGCUGCAAAACAGAUGGGAAGCACGGUUGCGAGUCCGGUUCUGGUGUCUCAGCUUCCGGUUCCCGAGGCAUUUGCACGGCUUGAUGAGGGCGGCAACCAAAGGGUUAUCGAGGCGGUUCGUACCGCAGGUAAUGGAAGGACUGUGGCGGGUCAGUUGGAGAAACCAACGGUGCCAGCUGUUCCGCAGAAUUCGACGGUCGAGCAGAAUACUGUGGCUGCACUGGUCGAGUGUACAGUACGGGAAAUGCAGGCUAGACAGGCCAAGCAGCACGCACAAGAUAAACAGGCCAAUCGGCAUGCACAAACUACGCAGACUACGCAAACUGUACAGACUACACAGCCUACGCAAGCGCGACGGCCGGGGCUAAGACUCGACCAGGAAUUGUACCCGGAGGAGGAUUCGCAGAAUCUGCUGCGAGAGAACACGGAUGAAGAGGACGGGGAUGAGGAAGGGGCCUGGGAGGGGGAAGACAAUGGCUACUAA